This is a messenger RNA of Solenopsis invicta (red fire ant), 2040 nucleotides long. RefSeq names its product kelch domain-containing protein 4. NCBI's taxonomy places the organism in Eukaryota, Metazoa, Arthropoda, Insecta, Hymenoptera, Formicidae. The transcript is spliced from 8 exons. The coding region runs from base 264 to 2012 and encodes 582 amino acids. Gene Ontology annotation, molecular function: protein binding. The record is from RefSeq and is a predicted model, not a curated record.
GGGGCCUAUUAUCGAAAAAUAUCGCAUACGAAAAUAUACGAAAAUACUAUAGUAUACGUUACACAUAUUAUAGAAUUCCCUAGUAUUUUCGUAUGCGAUAUUUUUCGAGAAUAGGCCCCCUGCCAGUAUAGGAGCACGUAAGCAAUCCCGCAAGAAAAAAAACGUAUCGUCUGCGGCAGGCUUUAGUAGUGUUUGUAAAAGCCUGUGCCGCGGCCUUUAAUUUUCUCACUGAUUUGUUUUGAUUCAAAUUCUUAUCAAAUGAGAUGGGGAAGAAAGAUAAGAAAAAAAAUAAAAACAAAAUAAGUGGUCAGAUAAAAACUGCGUUAAAAACAGAAAAAAAGUUUAACGCUAAGCAAAAGAAGGAAUUAGCGGCUCUUGGUGAGCCCGACUCUGAUGCUAAAUUCAAUGCUUUGGUGAUGGCUAUAGCUUCUGCGUUGAAUGAAGACGUUAGAGGAUUCAAUUUAAAGGACGACAUUGAAAAAAUUGUUGCCGAAAUUGAAAGAGAGGAGGCUUGCAGGCAAUGCAUAAAAGAAGUAGUGGUGGACGCGCCGCUUAGACGAGUCAAUUUCACCAUUACGGCACACCCUUUCAAAGAUGAACUCGUUAUGCUUGGCGGCGAAUUUCAUGAUGGUCGGCAGACGAUUGUGUACGGGGACAUGUUUUUUUAUAACAUAAAUAAGCGAGAAUGGACGUUGGUGAAAGCGCCAGGAGCACCGCCGCCGCGAUGCGGCCAUCAGGCAGUAGCCACAACGAAUUGCGGUGGCGAAUUAUGGGUGUUUGGCGGAGAAUUUACCAGCCCAAGCGAGUCGCAAUUCUAUCACUAUCGGGACUUGUGGGUAUUUCGAUUUAUCGACAAGAAAUGGGAAAAGAUCACAGCUCCAAACGGUCCAUCAGCCAGAAGCGGACAUAGAAUGGUGCACUUGAAGAAACAGCUGAUAGUGUUCGGCGGGUUCUACGACAAUUUGCGACAUGAUUAUAAAUAUUACAACGAUGUUCACAUUUUUGACCUGGAGACUUACACAUGGCGAAAAAUUGAUCCUGCUGGUACUACACCUGCUCCUCGAUCGGGCUGCGUAUUAUUGCCAACUCCAGACAACAAAGUUAUCGUGUACGGCGGUUACAGCAAGGAGAAAGUGAAGAAAAAUGUAGAUCGAGGUUGCAUUCACGAUGACAUGUUUCUUCUUACGCAAGAAGACAAAAACGACAUAAUCAAAUACAAAUGGGUCGGUGUGAAGCAAAUUGGUACCCGAAUUAGCCCAAGAUGCGGUGCCUCUGCUGCAAUAAUUCAACCCGCUGGCAAUCAAGCUUUCGUGUUUGGCGGUGUUUACGAUGACGAUGAUGAUGAUGAUGAUGAGGAUCUGUGUGGAACAUUUUACAACGAUCUGUUCGCGUUGGACUUGAAGAAAUUAUGCUGGCGCGCUGUAACAUUAACCGGGAAGAAGGAAAUGGCUGUUGCUGUAUCAGAUGGUACCGAGGGACGAUGUAGAAGAAGAAAAAAGCAAAAAGCAGAAAGCUGUGAGAAAGUAGCGGAACUGAGCAACGAUUCAGACGAAGAAGCGAUGGACGAUCUCUCAAAUGCCGUGCAAUCCACAGUUACUGUCGUCGACGACGGAAUAUUCACGGUAACGGUAGGUUUGACGGAACCAUCCACACCUUCCUCAACAUCUUUUCAACCUGUCUUGGCGACAGCAAGUGACAAAGGGACAACAUUUUUUCCAUUACCACGAAUAAAUGCUGGAAUGGUGGUAAAGCAUAAUAUCUUGUAUUUGUACGGAGGCAUGAUGGAAGAAAGUAAUAGGCAAUGCACUUUUUCAGAUUUCUACAGUUUAGAUUGCCGAAAGCUAGAUGAAUGGAAAACUCUGAUGGUGGAUGAUUUGUCAUCACAAACAUGGUUCGAUUCUUCAGAAAGCUCAGAGGAGGAUGAAAAUGAAAAUAGUGAGCAAGAAGAGAACAAUGAUAGUGAGCAAGAAGAGAACGACAAUAAUCAAUUAGUAAAUGUUAAUGAAAACUAAAUGGAAGAAAAUAAAUAAUGUAAAACAA